Molecule: messenger RNA, 1498 nt
Organism: Drosophila persimilis
Lineage: Eukaryota; Metazoa; Arthropoda; Insecta; Diptera; Drosophilidae
Product: gram-negative bacteria-binding protein 2
Exons: 4
Coding region: 14-1354 (446 amino acids)
Biological process (GO): carbohydrate metabolic process
Molecular function (GO): hydrolase activity, hydrolyzing O-glycosyl compounds
Source: RefSeq, a predicted model, not a curated record
CCUCGCAUCGAAGAUGAUGAGCCCGGGACUUUUGUUGCUCUCGUUAGCUGUUCUUGUGCUCGGUUCGGGGGCUUUUCAGAUUCAGCCGAUGGUAAAUGAUACGAAAAACGAUGAAUGGGUCUGGGUAUCACUGCCAGACGACCAAGACAUUUGUUCGGUGUUUUUUUACACCGAACACUGUGAAAAUGAGGGUCCAGCCUUUAAUUACAGAGUCGACCCAAAUAUAGGACACCCCUGGGCUGUGAAGGAGUACCUAAAUGAUACCCUUAGAGUCUCGGUCGUUGUUGAAACGUAUCAAAGCGAGAUAAUUAGCGAGUCGUUCAAGAUUACACCCAGAGGAGGGUCAAGAGACUCUGGUCUGAAGCCGGUCAGGAAAUACAACAUCGGCACAAGACGGCCCUCGGAUUGCGAGGCACUAAAGCAUCCCCAGAGAUUUUGCAUCCCAACAGAUUCUGUAUUCAAUGGAGAGGCUUGUGAAUGCGGUGGACGAAUGAUCUUCAGUGAAACAUUUGAGAACGAAAGUUGGAGAAAUAAUUGGCAACACAUGGAGCAUUCACGGCUUCCCAAUCCCUACUACGAGAGUGUGGCCUUUGUGCAUAACAGGAUCAAUUCAUAUGUGAAAGACAGUGCCUUACAUCUGCGAGUCACCCCGUCCAAGUAUAGCCGGGCCAAUCCAUUUUAUUUGAAAAAUUGCACCUGGUCGACCAAAGAGAAAGUUUACUGCGGCUACAGUAGAUAUAAAAUACAGUCAAAAAAAUAUUGGCCACCCUUCAAUUCGGCCAGCAUUAAUUCAAUGUCCGAUUUCACAUAUUGCCGAAUCGAAAUAGAAGCCAAGCUGCCAAUUGGAGACUGGCUGUUCCCAGUACUCUCGCUGAAAUCCAAAAUCAACUCGGCAUCCAUUCGCAUUGCCAUUGUCCGAGGCAACAAGCAACUCAAGGACAUUGCUGGGAACGAGAUUGGCGGCAAGAGCCUCUUCGGCGGAGCCAUUGUCGAUAUGAACAGACAUGAGGCUAUGCGGCAUGUCACUGUCGGCAAGCACUUUGGCGAAGACUUUCACACUUAUACGGCUAUUUGGAAGAAAAACAUCAUUAUUUUCAAGGUGGAUGGACGUCCCUACGCCGAAAUCACCGACACGGACAUCCUGAACGAGUUGAGUGAGGGCAAGUGCCACAUCCAGCUGGGAUUGACUGUCGGAGGAGAGUAUAAUUUCCCCGACUCACGUAUUUUUCCAGACCAAAAACCUUUCCGAAACAACAUAAAUGGCGGUAUUCGAAAUCUAUCUUUGCAUAACUUUGAUUCCGAGUUAGUCAUUAGAUCCCUCAGAGUUUAUUCCAUUACCGAUUAUGAACAAUGAAACUAUCAAUUUUUUACAUCAUAGACUAGAAGUCUAAGCUUAUCAAUAUAUGGGAAAGUCCCCCCUUUUUUGGAUCCAGGGCUAGUUGAGUCAUGUUAGCUUAUAAAAAUAAUAGUCUCUGCUAGAUCAGCCGUAUUAGAACAA